UGUGGCUUGCGGGUGUUGAGUUUGGUUCUCCUCCCCUUGCUAUGGGUCUGGAGCUCUACCUGGACCUGUUGUCCCAGCCCUGUCGCGCCGUCUACAUCUUCGCCAAGAAGAAUGGCAUCCCCUUCGAGCUGCGCCCGGUGGAGCUGCUCAAAGGCCAGCACCUCAGCGAUGCCUUUGCCCAGGUAAACCCCCUGAAGAAGGUGCCUGUCCUGAAGGAUGGGGACUUCACAUUGACAGAGAGUGUGGCCAUCCUACUCUACCUGACACGCAAAUAUAAGGUCCCUGACCACUGGUACCCUCAGGACCUGCAGGCUUGUGCCCGUGUGGAUGAGUUCCUGGCAUGGCAGCACACAACCUUGCGGAGAAACUGCCUCCGGACCCUGUGGCAUAAGGUGAUGUUCUCUGUUUUCCUGGGUGAGCCGGUAUCUCCCGAGAUGCUGGCAGCCACACUGGCAGAGUUGGAUGUGACCCUGCAGGUACUUGAAGACAAGUUCCUCCAGAACAAGGCCUUUCUCGCAGGGCCCCACAUUUCCCUGGCUGACCUGGUAGCCAUCACAGAGCUGAUGCAUCCCGUGGGUGCUGGUUGCCAAAUCUUUGAAGACCGACCCAAGCUGGCAGCAUGGCGCCAGCGCGUGGAGGUAGCAGUGGGGGUGGUCCUCUUCCAGGAGGCCCAUGAGGUCAUCCUGAAGACCAAGGACUUUCCACUUGCAGACCCUUCCGUAAAGCAGAAGCUGAUGCCUAGGGUGCUGGCCAUGAUACAAUGAGCUGAGCUGCCUCACCCCUGUUCUGCUGUUUGCAGUUCACAAAGCCCCUUCAUUUCAGUGUCCCAUGGGAUGCAGAUCCAGAGAGCAGGAAUGACUUGCCCGAGCCCCGUUGCUCCUCAGGUCAGGUGCCUACCCCCACCCCAUCUUCCACUGAUGCCUGAGAGCCAUGAGAUGAGAAUAGCACACUCAGACCUUGUCUCCUUUAAUCAUUAUAUUUUGUUUUCCAUUUGGGAAAUAAA
Molossus molossus (Pallas's mastiff bat) is the source of this 1003-nucleotide messenger RNA. RefSeq names its product glutathione S-transferase theta-1. Gene Ontology annotation, cellular component: cytoplasm. Lineage: Eukaryota; Metazoa; Chordata; Mammalia; Chiroptera; Molossidae. Gene Ontology annotation, biological process: glutathione metabolic process. The transcript is spliced from 5 exons. The coding region runs from base 42 to 764 and encodes 240 amino acids. The record is from RefSeq and is a predicted model, not a curated record. Gene Ontology annotation, molecular function: glutathione transferase activity.